Nanorana parkeri is the source of this 1643-nucleotide messenger RNA. RefSeq names its product UDP-glucuronosyltransferase 1-6-like. NCBI's taxonomy places the organism in Eukaryota, Metazoa, Chordata, Amphibia, Anura, Dicroglossidae. Gene Ontology annotation, molecular function: UDP-glycosyltransferase activity. The transcript has 5 exons. Bases 15 to 1574 code for a protein of 519 amino acids. The record is from RefSeq and is a predicted model, not a curated record.
UUCUCUCUUUGACUAUGAGAAUCUUUUUUAUUCUGGCAACUAUUAACCAGGCUGAAAGUGGGAAAUUGUUAGUGAUACCUCAAGAAGGAAGCCAUUGGCUCAGCAUGCGUGGUUUGGUGGAGAAGUUGUCCCACAGAGGACACCAGAUUCUUGUGGUUGUUCCUGAACCUAAUAUUUUCCUGAAUGAUUUGGGGUUUCCUGUGCAAACUUAUAGCCUGCCUUUCAGCAAAGAAUUGAUGGAAGACCAGGUAAAACAAGUGAGCAAAGAAGUGUUUGAAUAUAAAACAGUGCCUCAAAAUUUAAAGACUUUAUAUCAGAGAGUUACAAAUUCAGCUGACUGGCUAUUAACUUCAUGCAAGCUUUUUCUUCAGAAUGAAACACUCAUCAAAUAUUUGAAAGACGCCAACUUUGAUGUUCUAUUGAGUGACCCGGCUCUUCCUUGUGGUCAGAUUGUAGCUGAGUACCUCUCUAUUCCAUCUGUGAACUUCAUGCAUGGGACUCCUUUUGGCAUGGAUGAAGAAGCUUCUCAAUCACCUAGUCCACCUUCUUAUAUACCUAGGUUGUUCACAACGUACACUGACCAUAUGGACUUCAGCCAGAGGGCGAAGAAUGUUUUAGUCCGAUUACUUGAGUAUGCACUAUGUCAUAUGCUUUAUUCCCCCUAUGCUCGUGUUGCCUCAGAAUUCCUGAAAAGAGAUGUGACAUCUGUAGACCUUUUCAGACGAGCUUCUAUAUGGCUCUUGAGAUAUGACUUUGUCUUUGAGUACCCAAAGCCUGUAAUGCCAAACAUGGUUUUUAUAGGUGGCAUCAAUUGUGUCAACAGGAAACCAUUAAAGCAGGAGUUUGAGAAGCUUAUAAACAGUUCUGGGGAUCAUGGCUUUGUGGUUUUCUCUCUCGGAUCUAUGGUAUCUGAAAUCCCUAUGCAUAAGGCUAUGGACAUAGCGGAGGCUUUGAGAUCCAUUCCUCAAACGGUUAUAUGGAGGUAUACAGGACUACCACCUUCAAAUCUGGGUAAAAACACCCACCUAGUGAAAUGGCUGCCACAGAAUGAUCUGCUGGCUCACCCAAAGGCCCGUGCCUUUAUCACUCAUGCGGGUUCACAUGGGAUCUACGAAGGUAUUUGUAAUGCAGUGCCCAUGGUUCUGUUACCACUCUUUGGUGACCAAAUGGACAAUGCUAAGAGGGUUGAGUCUCGAGGAGGUGGAAUCACACUGAAUGUGUUAGACCUGAUCCCUGAAGAUCUUACCAAUGCUCUGGAAUCUGUGAUAAACAAUCCAAGCUACAAAGAAAACAUUCAGCGGCUUUCUGCUUUGCACCUUGACAGACCCAUCCACCCUCUGGACCUUGCUGUGCACUGGGUGGAGUUUGUCAUGAGACACAAAGGAGCUCCGCACUUACGCCCAGCUGCCCAUGACUUGAACUGGAUUCAGUAUCACUCCAUAGAUGUCUUUGCCUUUCUUUUUGCCAUAUUGCUCACUGCUGUAUUCAUCAGUAUUAAAUGCUGUGUAUUCACCUUUCGAUGCUGCUGUAGAAGAAAGUCCUCUAAAGGGAAGUCCAAGUCCAAAAAAGAAUAGAGCAAGCAUUUUUUUAGAAUAACAAAGUGAAGGGGUCUAUGUUCAGUGCAUACUAAAUGUUUGAAGCUU